AUUUGACAGCAUUUUCGAAAUAUAUUGCAUUGCCAAGUCUGACACGCUCUUAAUAACCGAUUAAAGUCGAUAUCAUAGCCACAAAACAAAAAUUAUGCACUUUGUUUUGUUUGAUUGUCAAGUUCAGAGUUAUUUAUAACAUCAAAACAAAUCACUACUAGGGCACUAAGUACUAUGUACUGUAUUGAAAAAUGCUUCGCCUUACCAUUUAUUAAGGGCUUGCGGCAGAGGAAACACAAGGUAUUAUAUAAACCAAAUAUAGGAACAAGAAGACAUGUACAAAGUGACCAGUGAAAUCUAUGAGGAGACCAACUACAACCCAGUCAAAGGCUCCAAUGGUAGAGUUUUGUCCAAAUUCAAAUUCAACUACCCACCAGAGGAGGAAAUUUCCGCGUCUUCUAGCGGAACCACUGUCGAUAAGGACGGAGACUUAGUGGUGCGACGAAAAUCGGAUUCUAAGCGAGCUGGUGUGAUAAAAAUAGAGCAUUCUGAAGCCACGGAAUUGCGUCUGGUGGGACUGCAAGUUUGGCGUGGCGCAUUGUUAUUAGCCGAUUAUAUUUUCCAUAAGCGUGCAGAAUUUCGUGACAAAGUUUUGCUGGAGCUGGGUGCAGGCGUUGGAUUGACCAGUAUUGCUGCAGCUAUCUAUGCGCAACAGGUUGUGUGCACAGAUGUGAAUGUUGGCGGAAUUUUAGAUUUAAUACGGGAAAACGUGAAGCACAAUGUCGAACUGCUUCAAAAAACGAAUACUAUUGAAGUUUUGGAAUUGGAUUUUCUAAAGCCUGUAAAAGAAUUUUCUCCAGCGCUAUUGGCGGCCAUUAAUAAUUGUGACGUUGUGGUAGCGGCUGAUGUAAUUUAUGACGAUGACCUGACUAAUGCAUUCAUACGAGUUUUAGAUGCUUUGUUUGAGCAUGGCAGAUUAUCAGGAAAAGAUAAAACGGCGUAUAUAGCAUUAGAGAAGCGAUAUGUUUUUACUCUGUCCGAGAUGGAUACUGUGGCGCCAAUGUUUGAGUAUUUCCUGAAGCAAUCCAUGCAUAAGGCUUGGCUUCUCGAGUAUAUUGAUACAGAUUUUCCACAAUAUUUUGAUUAUGAUCGCUGCAGGCAUUUAGUGCUGAUGAAGGUAACACACGCUAAAUAAGUAAAAUUAAAAAAAUAAGUAUUUAUUAGCUUAACAUGUACGUAGUAGCAAUACAAAUAGUUGAAAAAAUAACCCGAAUAAUAGUUUAAUAAACCACAAAAA
Rhagoletis pomonella (apple maggot) is the source of this 1237-nucleotide messenger RNA. Its product is annotated as methyltransferase-like protein 22. Gene Ontology annotation, molecular function: protein methyltransferase activity. The record is from RefSeq and is a predicted model, not a curated record. Gene Ontology annotation, cellular component: nucleus. The coding region runs from base 275 to 1135 and encodes 286 amino acids. Gene Ontology annotation, biological process: protein methylation. Lineage: Eukaryota; Metazoa; Arthropoda; Insecta; Diptera; Tephritidae. The transcript has a single exon.